Vidua chalybeata is the source of this 684-nucleotide messenger RNA. RefSeq names its product homeobox B9 (gene HOXB9). NCBI's taxonomy places the organism in Eukaryota, Metazoa, Chordata, Aves, Passeriformes, Viduidae. Gene Ontology annotation, biological process: embryonic skeletal system morphogenesis; regulation of transcription by RNA polymerase II; anterior/posterior pattern specification. Gene Ontology annotation, molecular function: DNA-binding transcription factor activity, RNA polymerase II-specific; RNA polymerase II cis-regulatory region sequence-specific DNA binding. The coding region runs from base 1 to 684 and encodes 227 amino acids. Gene Ontology annotation, cellular component: nucleus. The transcript is spliced from 2 exons. The record is from RefSeq and is a predicted model, not a curated record.
AUGUCCAUCUCUGGCACCCUCAGCAAUUACUACGUCGACUCCCUCAUAAGUCACGAGAGCGCCGAUCCCGCGGCCCCUAAAUUCCCUCCGGGACCCUUCGCGGCGCCCAGAGCGCCGGGGGGCGACCCCGCCGAGCCCCUGGACUUCCCCUCGUGCAGCUUCCAGCCCAAAAACUCCGCGUUCGCCUCGCCGUGGCUCCCCGCCAACCCCGCGGCGUUCCAGCCCUACGCGGCCGCGGGCGGAGCCGUGCGCGCCUGGCUGGAACCCGCGGCGCGCACGCCGAGCCUCGCUGGGAGCGGCUCCGCUAAAACCGAGCUGGGCCGAGCUUUGGAGGGGCCGAAAAGCCGGGAGUACGGCCUGGAGAGUGCAGGCGUCGCUUGCGGGCAGAGGAGGUUCGAGGAUAAUAAAGUUGGCGAAGGAAGCGGAGACAAAGACGGGAGAGAUCAAACCAACCCCGCCGCCAGCUGGCUGCACGCCCGCUCCUCGCGCAAAAAGCGCUGCCCCUACACCAAGUACCAGACGCUGGAGCUGGAGAAGGAAUUUCUCUUCAACAUGUACCUGACGCGGGACCGGCGGCACGAGGUGGCGCGGCUGCUGAACCUGAGCGAGAGACAAGUGAAAAUCUGGUUCCAGAACCGCCGCAUGAAAAUGAAGAAAAUGAACAAGGAGCAGGGCAAGGAGUGA